Molecule: messenger RNA, 998 nt
Organism: Brassica rapa (field mustard)
Lineage: Eukaryota; Viridiplantae; Streptophyta; Magnoliopsida; Brassicales; Brassicaceae
Product: rhodanese-like domain-containing protein 17
Molecular function (GO): catalytic activity
Source: RefSeq, a predicted model, not a curated record
UGUUGUUUCUGUGUAAAACACGGUGAUCAUAAUAAGUAAAAAGAAUUAGACCACCACAAUACAUGAAAUAUCGAAUCAAUGUAGCCUCUAUGUUUAUUUUAACUUUUCUUUUUGAAAAGGAAGCUGACCAUUAUUGAAUGUUGACAAAAAUGUCUAGUUGGGGAAAAAACUGACAAAAAAAAAAAGAAAACAAUACAAGAGGCAGUGAAUCCAACGGCGGAUAUACCAUCUAUACACGCCUCUGCCGCCAAAAUGAAAACAAGAGUACUCGAAUCCAACGGCUGGAUAGCACCGGAUUCAACAAGGAUAGAUUUGGACUGCUAAAAUAUAUACAAGUUAAAACUUAUGAAUCUUCUUGUUCAAUAAAAUGGUUUCCUCCUACUUUAUAAGAUCAGUUCUUUUUAUUUUCAUUGUUUAUCUUCAACUUCCUUGCACGACUUUAUCAAACUCAGAACCAGAAGAUAUUACUAUCGAUGUGAACCAAGCCCAUAAACUUCUUCACCAGGGCCACACUUUUCUCGAUGUCAGAACUGUUGAAGAAUUCGAGAAAGGCCAUGUUAAUUCAGAGAAAGUCUUUAAUGUUCCCUACUGGUUCUAUACUCCACAAGGUCAAGAAAAUAACCCAAAUUUCUUGAAACAUGUUUCAUCUCUCUUUAACCAAACGGAUCAUCUCGUCGUGGGAUGUAAAUCUGGAGUUAGAUCUUUGUAUGCUACCAGGGUUCUUGUUUCUUCUGGAUUCAAGAGUGUAAGAAACAUGGAUGGUGGUUAUAUCGCUUGGAUGGAGAAGAGAUUUCCAGUUAAAGUGGAACUCAAGUACGAUGAGCUCUGAUUCAGAUAAACCAAAGAUGGCAUGUUAAACUGAACUUGCAAACUUACGAUGUAAUAUCAUUAGUUUUAUUACUACAUGUAGAUUAAACAAGACCCUUUGGAUAUUUAUAUGAUCUCUUUUUAUGUGUAACUGUUUUCACUUAUUAUAACAAAAAAAAACACAGACUAAA